AGAUAUAGAAAUAUCAGUUUACAUUAGAUAAAAGUUAUUGGUAAAUAAUACAAAUUGAUCAGUUUAUCUGAGAAUAAAAACCUGUACACGUAGAUGAAUUUAAAAGAUUUAUCGAAAGCAUUUUAUAUAAACGAAGAUGUUUCUGAAACUUUAUCGAAUUUUAGUGUUUUUGCUGUGUUUAAACGUAGUUUAUAGUGAUAUUUGUACAAAUACAACAAGUAUAAGAUGUGACUGUAAGGAAUAUACCAACAUUCAGACACACCUACCUACUUUUUUCGCCGAUUGUUCUAGUAGAUUCUUGACUGAACUUCCAGAAAAUAUAAACGAUGGUUUAAACGUUAUAGAUUUCUCUAUUAACGCUAUUGAAACGUUGGACGCCAAUAAGAGACCUCUUAACAGCGAAGAUUUAGAAGAAUUGAUAUUUGGUUAUAAUAAUAUAUCUCACGUAGACGUAAAUUUCUUUCAAAAUCUACCGAAUUUGAAGAAAUUAGAUUUGAGCAAUAAUUUUAUUAGUAGUUUGGAAAACUCCGAGAUUUUCGAAAAACUACCUCAUCUAGCUCGCCUCGAUUUAAGUUUCAACAGCUUUAAAACUUUACCUGAUUUUAUAUUCAAUCCAUUAGUAAAACUCACGCAUUUAGACAUUAGUUACAAUUAUAUGGGGGCAUAUCUGACGCAAUCAAAAACUGUUUUGGAAAAAAUGCUUUGUCUAACUCCGAAUUUGACACAUCUUCAUAUGGAUGGUUUGGGAAUUAAAGAAUUGCCAGCUGGUUACUUCGACGGUUUCAAUAAUUUGAAAGAUUUAUCUUUGGCCGAUAACGAAUUUACUCUGAUACCCGCAGUUCCUUACAGUGUAGAACAACUGGAUUUAUCGGGAAAUAAAUUGAGUUUCGUAUCGGCGAAUUACCUCAACUAUCAUUCUCUCAAAGUGUUAAAAUUAAACAGAAUGGUGACUUUAACUGUAAUCCCCCAUUACGCAUUUUACAAUUUGUUCGCGCUUGAAAAACUAUUCAUUACCGACUGUCCCAAUUUGAAAGAAUUCAGUGAACUAGCAUUCGACGUGCUUUCCAAAGAUAUCGAUCACCACAUCAAAGUUUUAUCUCUGGCGAGAAAUGGUUUGAAUAGUUUGAACGAAUCCUAUAAAUACUUAUUCAGAAAGAUGGAACACGUCGACUUAACCCUUAAUCCAUGGGUGUGUGAUUGUAAUAUUCUGUGGCUACAAAAUUUCGCUUUGGAAUUUUUUAGAUCCCAUGAAAUAAGAUGUCACUAUCCUUCCGAGCUCAGAUUGAAAAAGAUUCUUGAACUCCAGCCGAGCGAUGUCAAAGACUGUUAUCCAGCUAUUUACGGAAAGAAGAGUCACAGAGUGUUGAUUGUAGUAUUAUCCAUGACCGUUGUAGUAUUAUGUGGACUCAUUUUCUAUUUAUUAAGAUAUCCUAUAAAGGGACUCUCCGGUAAACAUAGAAUAUCUCCUAAUUCUCCUUAUGGCUUAACUUCGACUGAAGAACAAUAGUAAUAUUUCUUUAUUUCUAUUCCAAAUAUUUAUAUUUAGUAUUUUCAUACAAAUUAUCUUAUCAAAAAUAUAUAUUUAGGUAUAAUA
Diorhabda sublineata is the source of this 1594-nucleotide messenger RNA. RefSeq names its product phospholipase A2 inhibitor beta-like. Gene Ontology annotation, cellular component: extracellular matrix. NCBI's taxonomy places the organism in Eukaryota, Metazoa, Arthropoda, Insecta, Coleoptera, Chrysomelidae. Gene Ontology annotation, molecular function: protein binding. The coding region runs from base 137 to 1507 and encodes 456 amino acids. The record is from RefSeq and is a predicted model, not a curated record. The transcript is spliced from 2 exons.